ACCGCAUUGACUGCACCGCACCGCUUGGCAUAGAACAGAGGAGCACAGCAGAACAGAGGAGCAGACCGCCCGCAGCACCGAUCCAUCCAUCGGCAUCACGCACCAACCCCAACGCCUCCCCUUCUCCUCCUCCCUCCCUCCCUCCACUCUCUCUCCCUCUCUCUAUCUCUUCGUACACACGAACGGAACGGUGCUGAUAUCCGCGCCGCCGCGCUUUGCAGACGCAAGAAAAGGAGGCAAGGAAAAGGCGCUUUCCGAGCAGCAAAAAGAUCUGGCCGCUUUACGCUUCUCCUCCCCGGGAUUUUGAUUCCCCCCACGCCAUCAUCCACCAAUCAUCGUCCUUGCCAGGCGGGCGGCGUGCUAGGACCACGAGCAGGCGCGGGCUAAAGGGCGCCGGUCACAGAAGUCAACGCCGGCGGCGGGCCGCGCGCCGGGUGAUUCCGCGCGCAGAUCCGAGCAAGUUUGAACAGCGGCGGUGAUGGGGUCGUUCAAGGGGCACGUGCUGCCGGGGACGCUGUUCCUGGCGGUGGGCGCGUGGCACGUCUGGGCGGCCGUGGCGCGCUUCGCCAUGGACCCGGCCGGGUUCCGCCUCCGCGUCUGGAACCCGGUGGGCGCGGGCGGCGGGGCGCUGCGGCACCUGGAGCUCUACGUCAUCGCCGGGGGCGCCUUCCUGGACAUGUGCGUGGAGGUGCUCUACUCCACCCACCUCCACAUAUUCGCGCCCGGCGGCGGGGUCAACCCGGCGCACCUCAACGACCUCGAGCACGGCGGCAUGCUGCUCAUGUUCUUCCUCGUCGGCGCCCUCGCCCUCCUCUCCGAAAACACCAGGACAGGACAGGACGGACCAGAGGGAGAAGGAUUGGCUACUCUGGUCCAGGCUAGGCCAUGUGGUCACGAGCUAGUGUCCAAGUUGGCUAGCGCAGCUGGCUCACCUGUUCUAGAAAGCAUGACCCCGGUGGAGGAGUCAGCAGAAGCUUACCACGAAUAUUCAAAUGGAGGUUCUUCUUGUGAGCUGUACCUGCCCCUGACGGAGGGUGCGCUGUGCCUGCUGGCGGCGACGGCCUACACGGCAGAGCUGCUGCUCUUCUACUUCCACUCGACCACGCACCAGGGGCUGGAGGGGUACUACCACUACCUCCUGGUGGUGCUCGUCGGGCUCUGCGUCGCCUCCGCCGUCCUCGGCGCGCUCCUCCCGGCGAGCUUCCCCGCCGACCUCGCCAGCGGCCUGCUCAUCACCCUGCAGGGCCUGUGGUUCUACCAGACGGCGUUCACGCUCUACGGGCCGAUGCUCCCCGAGGGGUGCCACCGCGACGCCGGCGGGGACAUCGAUUGCCACGGGCACGCCGCCGGGGAGCGCGCGGAGCAGCUCGCCGACUUCCAGCUCUUCGCCUACGUCUUCCUCGUGUUCGCCUACGCCCUCGGCUGCUACGCCGUCGCCGCCGCCAGGUACGGCCACCCGGACCUGAGGGCCGUCGAGAUGGAGGAGCACCGGGAAAAUGGUGGAUUCGUUGGCAGCUCGGCGCUGGCUAGUGGCAUAUGAUCAUGAUGAUAUGACAUCUGCUCUGUUUUUGCCAUUGUCGUCUUGUUCGAUUUGGUAGAGUACACGCGACAGGCACAUCAUUGAGGGGCGGACCUGAACCUGAGGUCAUUCGGUACAAGAAUAGAGAGGGGCUGUACAUUGUGGUUAGUUAAUUACACAGCAAAAUCACGGAUCAACGUUCCUUUAGUUUUACUGUGAACAUUUUUACAUGAGAGGAUUAGCAUAAGACUGUAAGAGAGUCCAUCACAGAGGGUUUUUUACAAGCAGAAAUUUGGUUUUGUA
This is a messenger RNA of Aegilops tauschii subsp. strangulata, 1822 nucleotides long. RefSeq lists its product as uncharacterized. Lineage: Eukaryota; Viridiplantae; Streptophyta; Magnoliopsida; Poales; Poaceae. The record is from RefSeq and is a predicted model, not a curated record.